AUGAGCUCACUAAGUUACUCUCCCCAAGCUAAAGAAAAUGAGGUCUGUUGGACGGAGAAAGAAACUCCCGCGCUGAACAUUUACGUGAAAGAAGAAGAAUUUACUGUGAAAGAAGAGGAAGUGGAGGAAGCUAUCACAGUGAAAGAAGAACAGGAUGUUACGGUAGAGGAAGAAGCUUUCGGUGUGAAAGAGGAGGGUGCUGUGUUUGUACUGAAAGAGGAGGAGAUGACUGUCACAUUGAAAGAAGAGGAAGAACUUUUUGAAAUGAAGGAGGAGGGGGAGAUUACUGAGAGAGACUCUCACUCUGACAGAGGGAAGAGUCCUUCAGGGGAACCAGACCAAGAGACGUCCAAACCAGCAAGACAACACCCCUGCUCCCAGUGUGGAAAGAGAUUUUCUGUAUCAGGGCAAUUGAAAAAGCAUGAGAGAAUACACACAGGAGAGAAGCCCUACCAGUGCUCCCAGUGUGGAAAAAGAUUUUCUGUAUCAGGGCAAUUGAAAUUACAUGAGCGGACACACACAGGAGAGAAGCCCUAUCAAUGCUCCCAGUGUAAAACGAGAUUUUCUCAGUUAGGGAAUUUGAAAUCACAUGAGAGGACACACACAGGAGAGAAGCCUUACCACUGUUGCCAGUGUGGAAAGAGUUUUUCCCUAUCAGGGUCCCUUAAAAAGCAUGAGCAAACACAUUCUGUAGAAAAGCCUUUCCACUGUUCACAAUGUGAAAAGAGUUUUACGAAUUUAGAGUACCUGAAAAUGCAUGAGAAAAGACAUACACGGGAGAAGCCUUUUCACUGCUCCCACUGUGGAAUGAAAUUUACCUGGUUUCAGCAACUGAAGGAGCAUGAAAGAAUCCACACCAGAGAGAAACGUUAUGAAUGCUCCCAGUGUGGAAAGAUAUUUACCCAGUUAGGGCACCUGAAAGACCAUGAGAUAACACACACAGGAAAGAGGCCUUACCACUGCUCCCAGUGUGGAAAGGAAUAUAACACGUCAAAUGGACUAAAAGUUCAUGAGAGAACACACAUACUGCUCCCACACUUGUCUCAUAUUUUUGACUGAGAAAUUGUGCUUUUGUUUAACGGCACAUGAAAUCAAAUUGUAUAAAGCGCAUUCCAAAAGACAUUUGUAUGUUUUUUUUAUUUAAACACCUGAACUGAAUAUGGAGGAUGUCAGUUUGAAAGUAGAGUUUGUCAGUUUGAAUGUAGAUACUGUAGUGUCGAGAUAACGAUGCUAAUUAUGCUGUGAUGACAAGAAAUCCGCUGACACUGUCCUUGAUUAUAAUGGUUUAUUACAUCAAAGA
Molecule: messenger RNA, 1300 nt
Organism: Coregonus clupeaformis (lake whitefish)
Lineage: Eukaryota; Metazoa; Chordata; Actinopteri; Salmoniformes; Salmonidae
Product: zinc finger protein 239-like
Exons: 2
Coding region: 1-1059 (352 amino acids)
Biological process (GO): regulation of transcription by RNA polymerase II; central nervous system development
Cellular component (GO): nucleus
Molecular function (GO): RNA polymerase II cis-regulatory region sequence-specific DNA binding; DNA-binding transcription factor activity, RNA polymerase II-specific
Source: RefSeq, a predicted model, not a curated record